Messenger RNA from Dichotomopilus funicola, 978 nucleotides. RefSeq lists its product as uncharacterized. NCBI's taxonomy places the organism in Eukaryota, Fungi, Ascomycota, Sordariomycetes, Sordariales, Chaetomiaceae. Bases 1 to 978 code for a protein of 325 amino acids. The transcript has a single exon. Gene Ontology annotation, molecular function: oxidoreductase activity. The record is from RefSeq and is a predicted model, not a curated record.
AUGACCACCACCGGUGAAUUCCGCUACCUCGACCCGGCCAGCAUCGCCCCCGGCACCAAGCCCUGGACCAAAGUCGACGGCGGCGGCACCUCCUUCACCCUAACCCCGCGCGACCGCACUGUACACAACAUCCGUCCCCACCUCAACAACCCAUCUACAACCACCCACCACGGCAACUUCGGCACAGACAUCGACGUAGCCGGUUUCGCCGUCUACCACGCCCCCGCGCAAGAAAAGGACUUCACCUCCGAAGACGCCGUCCGCACAGGCUACUACGCCGAAGUCGAAGCCCUCCUCCGCGCCAAACUGCCCGGCCGCGUCGCCCGCGUCGAAAUCUUCGACCACACUAUCCGCAAACACGACCCUACCUCCCCGCGCCAACCGGUGCGCCAAGUCCACGUCGACCAGACCCCCCGUGCCGCUGAGGUGCGCGUGCGCCGACAUGUGACAGACCUCGCGGAGCCGGAGUUGUCUGCGUUGCUGAAGCGCCGGUUUCAGUUGAUUAAUGUGUGGCGGCCGAUUGGGCAUGCGGCGACGGAUUUCCCGUUGGCGGUUGUGGAUUGGCGGACGACGACGCCUGCGGAGUUGGUGCCGGUGGAUUUGUUGUAUCCGUUGCGGAACCGGGAGGAUGGGAGUAAUGAUGAUCGGGGCAAGGAGCAGUUGCCGGAUCCGAACCAUGUGGGGUCGAAGAGCACGGAGGGGUAUGAGGUGAAGGGGGAGACGUAUGGGGUGUUGCCGAAGGAGGGUGACGAUGGAGAGAGGGAGGGGGGUCAUAAGUUUUGGUAUGUGAAGGAUAUGACGCCGGAUGAGGCGAUGUUUAUCAAGUGCUUUGAUAGCUGGGGUGAGGGCAAGGAAGGGGGAAAGAAGGGGAUCGCGGCGUUGACGCCGCACACGGCGUUUAUUGACCCGGACACGCCGGAGGGUGUGAAGGGGAGGCACAGUAUUGAGGUGCGGUGCUUGGUGUUUUAUGAUGAAUAG